Messenger RNA from Meloidogyne enterolobii, 423 nucleotides. Lineage: Eukaryota; Metazoa; Nematoda; Chromadorea; Rhabditida; Meloidogynidae. The record is from the annotation of a GenBank genome assembly.
AUGAGCCUAAGCAGUACUUCUUGCUCUUCCUCAAUUGUGGUACUCCAAAAGGAACAAAAAGACGAUAUUACAAAAGAAAUGAUUGGACAGGUGUUUGCUGAUUGUGACAAGUCUGGAAAUGGAUUUAUUAACAUCAAAAAGUUGAAGAUUGUAAUGAGAGCACUUGGAUUAGAACCAAGACAAGAAGAGGUAAACAAAUUAAUGGAUCGAAUGUUGGAGGAUUCUGUUGCUCGUUCUGUUAACCAAGGUUUUUUGAAUUAAUUUUUUGAAUUAGCUAGCCAACAAACUACCGCCUACUUUAUUCCACGGAAUUUAUUGUGGGAACCGACCCAUUGUGAAUAUCCAGCGAAAAUUUUUUUGCUAAAAGUCGUAGAUUUCUAAUCCGCUGGUCUAUGUAGCAAAUUGGGGGUCUGUGGUUCGAGC